Messenger RNA from Ornithodoros turicata, 2300 nucleotides. It is a transcript of the gene Sac1, whose product is annotated as phosphatidylinositol-3-phosphatase SAC1-like. Gene Ontology annotation, cellular component: endoplasmic reticulum. The transcript has 19 exons. Lineage: Eukaryota; Metazoa; Arthropoda; Arachnida; Ixodida; Argasidae. Gene Ontology annotation, molecular function: phosphatidylinositol-4-phosphate phosphatase activity. Bases 207 to 2000 code for a protein of 597 amino acids. Gene Ontology annotation, biological process: phosphatidylinositol dephosphorylation. The record is from RefSeq and is a predicted model, not a curated record.
UCGGUCCACCCUCCUCGCAUCCUUUUCGCUCUAGUAUGGCUGGUAUGGCGGGCUAGAAGGACCAUUACCAUAGCUCUAGUGUCUUCCUUAGAUGUCUCUGAGUGUAAUACAUGGAGGCCUAGCUCGAACUCGUACUUCUGCUUGUUGCCACCGUGCUCUAGCAUUAGCGUUUAUUGCUGUUUACGCUAGUAACCCUGUGCGGUAUAAUGGCGACGUCCACGGCAGCUGCUGCUCAUGAUAGCUUUACAUUAUAUGCCACACCAGAAAAAUAUGUCAUUGAGCCAGCAAAUGGGCCACCCAGCGAAACAUUGGUAAUAGACAGAGUAUCCAAGGAAAUCGGCCUUCUGACAAAACCAGACAUUCCUCCAAACACUGUGAGCCGAGUCAUUUAUGGAGUAGUCGGAGUCAUCCACCUUUUAUCAGGCCCCUAUUUGAUUGUGAUCACAGAACGACGAGAAGUCGGACAGCUUAAUGGACAGACAAUAUGGCGCAUAAAAGCAACAGAAGCAUAUUCCUACACAAGGAACUCACUUCAUCUUACGGAUGAACAGAACCAAUAUAACAAGCAGUAUAUUGCAAUGGUCCAACUAGUCCUCAGCACUCCAAACUUCUACUACUCAACCACAUACGACAUCAGUCACACACUCCAGAGGCUUCAGAACACAACCCCAGAUUUUCUUCAAAUGGGCCUCAUGGAAAGGGCAGAUCAGCGGUUUGUGUGGAACCACCACCUUGUUAGUGACUUCAUCAAUCAGCCAGAGCUUCGGAAGUUUUGCGUGCCAAUCAUACAUGGAUUUGUCUACAUCACACCGUGCACCCUCAAAGGAAAUACAUUCACGUUUGCGUUGGUUUCUCGCCGGAGUUGCUAUCGAGCUGGCACACGGAUGUUUAUGCGUGGCGUCGAUGACGAAGGGCAUGCAGCCAACUUCGUCGAAACUGAGCAGAUAGUGGAGUACAAGGGAUCAUGUAGCUCAUUUGUGCAGACACGAGGUUCUAUUCCAUUGUUCUGGUCGCAAUUACCAGAUUUGAGGUACAAGCCUCCCCCGACCCUCACGGGUGGUCAUGACCACCUUGAAGGGUUUCGAAAGCAUAUUGAUACCCAGUUAUACAGCUAUGGCAAGGUGGUUUUGAUCAGUCUGAUUGACCAGAAGGGACCAGAAAAUGCUUUGGGUAAAGCUUUGCAGGAAGUUGUGACUGUGACAAGUAAUAACAAUGUCAAGUACGAGCCUUUCGAUUUUCAUCGUGAGUGUAGGAAGAUGCGUUGGGACCGACUGUCCAUACUAAUGGAUCGUAUAAUCCCAGUUCAAGAUAACUUGGGGUACUUCAUGAGGCUACAGGAUGGCUCUGUUCCAUGUUUGCAGGAUGGUGUCUUUCGGACAAACUGCAUUGAUUGUUUGGACAGGACAAAUGUUGUGCAAUUCUUGCUUGCUAAACGUAGUUUGCAGGAACAACUUCAGCGUUUAGGAGUCUUGCAUGCAAGAGAGAAUAUAGACAGCUUCCCAGGAUUUGAGUCAAUGUACAAAAAUGUGUGGGCUGACAACGGAGACAUGUGUAGUGUACAGUAUGCCGGCACAGGUGCACUGAAAACUGAUUUUACAAGAACAGGCAAGCGUACUUUCAUGGGCGUUCUGAAAGAUGGUUACAACUCUGCUGUGCGUUAUGUGAAAAACAACUUCCAGGAUGGCUUUCGACAGGAUGCUAUCGACCUGUUUCUUGGCAACUAUAGGGUCCAAGACAGUGAAGGAGUGUCUGUACCAUGUCCUCUGGCAGUACAUAGAGAUAUAAAAUUCUUCGCGCUACCAAUCUUCCUUUCACUGGCCUUUGCAUUCUGCUCCAUGAGUGUCCUUAUUCCAUCGGCAUACACCAUGGAAAACUUCAUGUAUUUCCUGUUUUGGCUCUUCAUGAUUGCGUUGACACUGGUUGCCAUCCUUCACUAUGGAACAGAAUUUGUUGACUACCCCAAGCUUCGAGACUUGCGACAGAACCGUAAAUCAGAUUAAGCACUGAAGCAUUCUUAAAGAGACAUUCUUGUUUUAGAAAUCAAAGUUUUUGUGCACUUGGGUGUUCGCAUGAUUUGUUAACCAUUGUUGCUACUUUCCUCAGGUGUUCCGGUACUGUGUAUUUACGUUCCAUUAUUGCCUUAAUUAUCUUCUAUAAUUAUUUUUACUGUACAAAAUUGAAAUAAGAUUUUGUUAUUUUUUUACAUGGUCAGAUUUUGUGCUGUCAAGAUUUGCCAGCAAUGCUGUAGGGCUGUAGAAGAAAGGUAAUUGUAAAUUAAUAAAAGCAUUUUCAUAUGCUAA